Harmonia axyridis is the source of this 651-nucleotide messenger RNA. Its product is annotated as piggyBac transposable element-derived protein 3-like. The transcript has a single exon. Bases 1 to 651 code for a protein of 216 amino acids. The record is from RefSeq and is a predicted model, not a curated record. NCBI's taxonomy places the organism in Eukaryota, Metazoa, Arthropoda, Insecta, Coleoptera, Coccinellidae.
AUGGCAUCCCAUUUACGGCAAUACAUGCCAGCCAAACCUCAUAAGAGGGGCAUGAAAUUAUUUGUACUUUGCGACUCUUACGGAUUUUCAUAUGCCUUCGAGUUGUAUUCUGGCGCAGGUGAUAAUAAAGUCCCAAGUGGAGUACCAGAUUUGGGAGCAGCAUCCAAUGUGGUAUCAAGACUGUCACAAAUAAUACCAGAUCAUAAGCAGCAUAUACUUUAUUUCGAUAAUUAUUAUACGGCAAUACCAUUGAUGAUUUAUUUGUAUAGCAGAGGCAUAUUUUCCUUGGGAACAAUUCGAACGAAUCGAAUUGCCAAUUGCAAAUUAUCUACGGACAAGCAAGUCCAAAAAGAAAAACGCGGAUAUUCUGAAGAAUAUGUAGCUUCUUGUCAGGGUGUCGAUAUUUCCACUACUCUUUGGAAAGAUAAUAAAUGUGUGAGAUUAGCAUCAACAUAUGUGGGGAUAAAACAAUUCAUCAAAGAUAAUGAGACUGAAGUAGAACAGAAAAUCGCACGAUAUGAUAGAGUGCAAAAGAAAAGGAUAGAAGUUGAUUGUCCAACUAUCAUUCGCGAAUAUAACGCCCAUAUGGGUGGUGUAGACUUGAUGGAUGGUCUUAUAGGGCGCUACCGAAUCAAAAUGAAGACUAAUUAA